ACACGGCGUAAAGGCGAGGGAGGGGGACGGAUUUCAGGAGCUCUCCACCACAAACGCGUGUCCACACACCACAGGAAUGAAGCAAAAACAAACGGAUGCUUAACACAGUUAUUACGCAAAACUUUGUGGUUUUUCGUCUGAAUUCGCGUGUUUUUGUCUCUCGCGGACUGGACAGGAAAGUUUUUUAUAUAUCUGAGAAGGAAUAACGUUACCUGCCAGCAAACGAACACAUCAUCCGCAAACCGUCACACCUUCUCCUCAGCGUUUGAGUGCGCUGAGGACAUCGGAUCUGCUUUUGGACUGCAUUUUUUGUUCGUUUCUUUUUAAGGGUGAAGGGACAAGUCCCUUGAAGAUUCCAGAGAAUGGUAAAUGAUCGAUGGAAAAUCAUGAACAGUGUUUCAGAACUCGAGGAUGGACAGCAGCAUAAAUCGCAGAGGAUGAGCUGUAGUUAUCUCCUGUGCACCAUUCUGCUGUUUGUUGCCGUUUUACUGGCCGUGACAGUAACCGGGAUCAUCCUCCUGAUGAACCAUUACCAGGCUCCCAGCGGCCCCGAUGGCCCCCCGCUCAUCAGCACCAAUCAGGACGAGGGAAACGCCCUGGUGACCAUCGAGCGGGGCGAUGGCUCCCGCAUCAACAUCUUCAUCGACCCCAACUGUCCCGACUACAACAAUAACUUCCUGCGUCUGGAGGGGGUUCAGACCUCACUGCUGCACUCACUCACCGACCACGACACUGAUCUGAAAUCAGUGAAAGGCCAGGAUCGGGCUCUGCUGGUUAAACUGGCUGAGGAGGUGGCCAAACUGUCCGCUCACGCCAGCCAGCUGAAGAUGGAGUACAACGCUUUGAGGCAAGGCCAGGGCAACAUCGGGCAGGAGCUAAGCACACUGCAGACGGAACAGGGCAGACUCAUACAGCUACUGUCAGAAAGCCAGAUCAACAUGGUGAAAGUGGUGAACUCGGUGAGUGACGCGCUCAGCUCCAUGCAGAAGGAAAAUGGAAACAUCAAGAGCCGUCUUAAGGCAGAUCUGCAGAGGGCUCCGGUGCGCAGUGUCCGGCCCAAAGGCUGCGCCGCUGGAGAGGGUUCCAGACCCAGAGACUGCAGUGACAUCUAUGCCAGCGGGCAAAGAGAGGAUGGCAUCUACUCGGUGUUCCCCACGCAUUACCCAGCAGGCUUCCAGGUCUUCUGUGACAUGACUACUGAUGGAGGCGGGUGGACGGUGAUUCAACGCAGAGAAGAUGGCUCAGUUAACUUUUUCCGUGACUGGGAAGCCUAUCGUGAAGGAUUUGGCAAGAUAACAGGAGAGCAUUGGCUAGGCAUGAAACGAAUCCAUGCACUUACUAUUCAAGCCAACUACGAGCUGCGGAUUGACCUGGAGGACUUCGAGAACAGCACCUCCUUUGCGCAGUACGGCUCUUUUGGAGUGGGUUUGUUCUCAGUUGACCCAGACGAGGAUGGUUACCCACUGAGCAUCGCUGACUACUCCGGCACCGCAGGCGACUCGCUGCUCAAACACAACGGUAUGAAAUUUACCACCAAGGACAAGGACAACGACCACUCGGAGAAUAACUGCGCGUCCUUCUACCAUGGCGCCUGGUGGUACCGAAACUGCCACACGUCCAACCUGAAUGGACAGUACCUGCGCGGCCAGCACACUUCAUACGCCGACGGCAUCGAGUGGUCGUCCUGGACGGGUUGGCAAUACUCGCUGAAGUUCACCGAGAUGAAGAUCAGACCGACCAAGGAGGAGAAUAAAUGAGCGAGAACUAGAAAACCCGAGAGGAAGAACUCAAAGAUGGCUGUAGGUGUUAGAGACACUCAAUGCAGAAACUUUCCAGCAACGACUCUUCUUUCUUUGUCAUAUUUCUGUUUUCGAUCCCUGUUUUCCUAUCAUCUCGUAGUGUUCGUGCUGACGCCGCUGUUUUUUCUCCUAACACACCUCUGAAUAUUAUUGCAGGUAAUGUCAAAAAAUGUGCUACUGAGAACAAAAAAUAGUUGUUGUCUUUAAAAAAAAACAUAAAAAUGACACAAAAAAAUCUGUAGCUGUUAAAUUUAGCAAGAACGUGUAGCUUUUCAUAAAAAUAAAGACUUUUAACUGGUCUCGGACAUCUGGCGGAGAGGCAGCUUUGUCUUCUGUUAUUUCUGGUUCAGUGAUUAAUCAAUAACUCGUAGUUAAACGUGACAGGGUUGCUAUUGGUGUGUCCGGUCACUGCUGUAAUAUCUGGGAGGUAACUAGGUUUUCCCCGUGUGUCGAAUAAAUACGUUAUUGACCACCAGAGAUGCUCAAAGAGAAUAUGUGUCACGGUGGUGGCUUUUCAGAGUGAUGGGCCAAUACCGGCACAUUUUUCACUCUGACAGGUCAGUCGAAGGAAGGUUUAUCAAUGGAAAAGCACAGAAAACACAAUAACCCUGUGGGGUUGCAGGAAGUGUUGGAUUUUAUCUUAUGCACGGUAUAGGCUAGGUUCACCUGAAAUCACAAUGAGAUGGAUUGACUGAGCUUAAGGCUUAAUCUUUGGAGAAGAUCUGGGAAUUGAACUUGGGUUGAACUUCUGAACAGACUGACUUUUCUCUUUUGACUGUCAGAUUGUCAUUGGUUUGCCUGUAUGUUAUUGUGUAUCCAUUUAAUUUCCUUUGUUUUAGAUCGAUUGUGACGUUCUUGAUAUUUUUUAAUAAAAGGGAUAGUUUACCUGAAAAUUUUAUAGAAAA
This is a messenger RNA of Danio rerio (zebrafish), 2704 nucleotides long. The record is from RefSeq and is a predicted model, not a curated record. Lineage: Eukaryota; Metazoa; Chordata; Actinopteri; Cypriniformes; Danionidae.